AUGCAGUGCCGACCAAUCGUCCUCUCUGGGCCAUCUGGAGGUGGAAAAAGUACGAUUCUUACUCGAGCCAUGCUUGAGUUUCCUAAUAGCUUCGCCUUCAGCGUUUCUCAUACAACGAGAAAACCGAGAGAAGGCGAGGAAAAUGGAAUCCACUAUCACUUCACUGAGAAGGAGAAAAUGGAGGAAAUGAUUAGAAAUAAUGAAUUCCUUGAGCACGCAACGUUCGGCGGAAAUAUUUAUGGAACUAGCAAGAAAGCUGUUGAGGAGGUUGAAAAGACAGGAAAGAUUUGUGUACUCGAUAUCGAACUCCAGGGAGUUAAAAAUAUCAAGAAUAGCCAUCUUGAUGCGCGGUAUAUUCUCAUUAGAGCUCCAUCAUUGAAGAUUUUGGAAGAAAGACUUCGAGCUAGACAAACAGAAUCAGAGGAAUCUCUUCAAAAGAGACUCAAACAUGCUCAGGAGGAUCUUGUUGAAGUUGAAAAAAAUCCAACUCUGUUCGACAAGAUUAUAAUUAAUGAUAAUUUGGAUCGUGCUUAUGCGGAGUUCAUUGACACAAUCAAGGAAGAUCUCAGCAAAACGACCCAAAAAAAUAAUUAG
Caenorhabditis bovis is the source of this 594-nucleotide messenger RNA. Lineage: Eukaryota; Metazoa; Nematoda; Chromadorea; Rhabditida; Rhabditidae. The record is from the annotation of a GenBank genome assembly.